Drosophila obscura is the source of this 1785-nucleotide messenger RNA. Its product is annotated as acyl-CoA-binding domain-containing protein 5. Lineage: Eukaryota; Metazoa; Arthropoda; Insecta; Diptera; Drosophilidae. The record is from RefSeq and is a predicted model, not a curated record. Bases 369 to 1328 code for a protein of 319 amino acids. Gene Ontology annotation, molecular function: fatty-acyl-CoA binding. The transcript has 3 exons. Gene Ontology annotation, biological process: fatty acid metabolic process.
GUAUACGUUCAGAUUUACAGAGAGAGUUUUGUUUAGUUUUUUUUUUGAUUGCAAAAACGAAUUAAACGCUAACGCCAGGAAAGAGCGUCCAACAAGUUACUUACGAGUCGAUUAGUCGAGGUCGAUAAGAACAUUGCAAAAGCUCAAACCGAAGCUUAUCCGGAGAACAGAACGAUUGAACUUCAGAACUCGAAUCGAACUUUGUCACCAAGUGGAAGUGGGUCUGGUCUGUCUUCUUUAAUACGUUUACGAAUGGAAUGAAAGACGGAAUCAAUAACAGAAGACAACCAACAACACAACACAAUACAACAGAUACUGCCUUAAAAAUUACAACACCGAGAUUGCACAAAUAAUUAGCUGCCUCAAAGAUGGCCGCCAUUGGGGAACGUUUCCAAGCUGCCGUCAAUGUAAUCAAGGGACUGCCCAAGAAUGGUCCCUACCAGCCAAGCACCAGCAUGAUGCUAAAGUUCUACGGCCUCUUCAAGCAGGCCACGGAGGGAGCCUGUGACCACAAGAAGCCUGGCUUCUGGGACGUGGUUGGCAAGGCCAAGUGGGACGCCUGGAACGACAAUCGACACCUGAGCAAGGAGCAGGCAAUGCAGCGCUAUGUUGAGAGUCUGCAGGAGAUUAUCGAGACGAUGUCCUUCACAGAGAACGUGCAAAACUUUGUGGGCAGCCUUGAUGGCCUGGGGAACAUAAAUUUGGACGAACUGGAAUUGGUUUCACCCGGCAUGAGGGAGCUCGCCGAAUCGCAUCCCAACUCUCCGUUCCAUUCGCGCACAAACAGUCCACAGCAUGGAAGCAGCUGCAACGGGGAAUCUGAGCUGGGGACCCCCUUAGCCUCAUCGGAGCCCGCAACGGAGAACGGCGACAAUAUGGUAACCAAUGGACAUAUUGCGCCAUCUCUGAGCAAUGGCUACACGACCAAAUCGGCGAACUACAGCCACAGCGAUAGCCACAACUAUACCAACAACAGCAGCGUUGCCAUUGUGGAGCCCUCGGACGAUGAAUACGACGACCCAUAUGAUCUAAGUCACGAGGUUACCCAGGCUAUUGCCCAGAAUACGGAUCUGCUGCGACAAAUUCAAAUCACAAUCACGCGAAUGAACAACGACGUGGGCGCAGUGCAGCAGCGUGUGCGCAGCCUUGAACAGACAUUGAACGAACUUCGCAAUGGCCAAAAGUCGAGAGCAUCGCAACGGCAACAGCCCGCCUGGUGGCCCUUCAAGAAUAUAUCUCCACUUUGGUUUGCUGUACUCAUUCUGUGGCCCUUUCUCGUGCGCCGAUUUGGACGGCUGCUGCAGACAUCAUCAGGCCGCAGACGCUGACACAGAAGGGUGUUUAGAUUAGAGAGUAUGGCAUGUGGUAGUUAAAUUUUAUUUUUGGUUACGGGCACAAGCUUGGUCUUUGGCUUUCUUCUAUCCUCGAAAGAGCUUCAUCUAUUGUACAGAGUUGGCCUUAUUUCUAAUUUCCUAACCACUGUGGUUAUCCAGUUGCAAUAUCUACUCCUUUUUUUAUAUGUAUGUGUAUUUUAUUGAAUUUGAUGUAUGUAUAUUUAUUUUCUACCUUUAUUGGAACACAUUCCCAUCUAAUUUAGUUUCUAAGACCAAACGAGAAUGUCUUGUGCACUUUCGGCAGGUGUCGGCAGGCGAUGCUUUUGCAAACACUUAAAGCAAAAGCCCGGCAAAAAACCUGGCGUAAAAGGCUGUAAGCGAACAAAUUAUUGUGCAUUAUUUUUAUUGUUAUUAAUUAUAAUUUUUGUAAUAAAGUCAUGUUUUAAAACAG